AUGCGCUUCAUCGCACCGAUUUGCCUGCUCUUAUCCGUCUCCAGGGCUGUCCUCGUCCCUGGCCCGACUGGCCCCUACGCCGUUGCCAUGAAGGAGCUGCCUCUGACGGACACAAGCCGGCAUGAUCCCCUAGAUCCGACGGGCAAAUCCAAAAGCCGCCGUCUGCUGGUCUCGCUCUACCUCCCAGUCGACAAAUCCAGACGAUCAUGCCCCGUUGUGACUGUUCCGUACAUGACUCCUCCAGUCGCCGCCAGCUACGGACAACAGGCCACUCAGGUAGGCCUGCCGGAUACUCUCUAUCAGCCGUUUCAGAUGGAGUUUUGCGAUCUCAAGAAGCUCUCUCCCUGCGGCCAGGCUUCCAACAAAAACAAGAAAUAUCCUCUCAUCCUCUUUGAGCCUGGUCUUGAGGAGUCACGUCUCAUUUACGGCGCCAUGGCUCGGUCCCUGGCCAGCCAUGGCUAUGUUGUUAUUAGCGUCGACCAUCCCUUUGAAGCACCGGCCAUCCAGUACCCAGACGGGACCAUCAUUGAAGGCAUCGACUUUGACCCCUCUGAUCCUGCCGUUCUCCCAAAGCUUCUCAAGGUGCGCACCGACGACAUUACCUUCAUCAUCAACCAGCUCGAGAAUCAAAAAGUCAUGAAGCCCGUGCUCGCAGACUUCCCCGGCACCAUUGACUACCACCAGCUCGCCAUCUGGGGCCACUCCUUUGGCGGCGCCACCUCUGCAUCUGUCAUCAACGCCGACAAGCGAGUCAUCGGCGGUCUCGACCUUGACGGCAUGGUGAUGGACCCUGUUCUGAGCAGCAACGUCGCCAAGCCCUUCAUUUUGGUCGGGCACGAGGGCCACGAUGACGAGGAUCCGUCGUGGAACCAGUUCUGGCCUCGUCUCAAGGGCAAGCGCAUGGAGCUUUCCAUUGCCAACACUCAGCACGGGGCGUUUAAGGAUGACUUGAUGCUUGUUAGUGCUUUGGAUCUUCCGGCCGCGGCUAAGGAGGCUAUCGCGCAGGUUCUGGGGAGCAUUGACCCGCAUCAGCUCGAUAAGGACCUGAAUGGCAUCUUGAUGGCGUACUUUGAUCUGCUCUUCCAUGGCAAGAAGCAGUCCUUGGAGGCUAUUCCUCACAACUUUGCCAACGUUAGUAUUCUGCGGGGCAACAUUUAG
This is a messenger RNA of Trichoderma aggressivum f. europaeum, 1158 nucleotides long. RefSeq lists its product as uncharacterized. The record is from RefSeq and is a predicted model, not a curated record. The transcript has 2 exons. NCBI's taxonomy places the organism in Eukaryota, Fungi, Ascomycota, Sordariomycetes, Hypocreales, Hypocreaceae. Gene Ontology annotation, molecular function: 1-alkyl-2-acetylglycerophosphocholine esterase activity. The coding region runs from base 1 to 1158 and encodes 385 amino acids.